Messenger RNA from Ustilaginoidea virens, 1686 nucleotides. RefSeq lists its product as uncharacterized. The transcript has a single exon. NCBI's taxonomy places the organism in Eukaryota, Fungi, Ascomycota, Sordariomycetes, Hypocreales, Clavicipitaceae. The record is from RefSeq and is a predicted model, not a curated record. The coding region runs from base 1 to 1686 and encodes 561 amino acids.
AUGGCUUUUCAGCAACCAACCACUGCAACUCUGCAGCGAGUUGCUCGACCAACUGCCGCUGAGCAUGACAAUGUCGCAGUUCAAGCGAGACCGGCGUCUCCAGGUCGCGAAGCCGAGGAAUCACAAACUUGGGUUCUCUUUUCGCCCCCCACCGAAGUCACAACCACCUCGUAUCUCACCGGAUCAGAACAUUCGCUACAGACGCCAGGACGGUCACGGUUGAGUCAUUUCGGCAGCCUCGGCACAAUUGCAAGAUCCGGAGAAGGAUCCGAGGCCAGACAAUCUUUAUCCGUCCUUUCCGCUGUCGAGGAUGAACCCAGUGAUGAGGAUGCGGAGUUGGACAGCCUGGACAGCCACCUCCCAGGCUUUCGUUCCAACAAUUCGGGCCUGAAGCCCCCCCCACGGAGUAGCCCGCAUGGUGUUCCGGUGUUUCCCGCACAUGAUGGUCUGGGCUCUUUCCGAUUGGAUCAACCCGUCCUUGACGCGGAGGCUCAGAACCAGAUUUACCAGUUUGAACAAUUCAAUCCCCGCAAGGUCCGCCGGAGAUUGGAUAGCUUUGAUCAUACCCCGUCAAACUUGGAGGGGCUGUAUGGUCAAGAGGAGGAUAAACGGCAGCGCAUCGAGGCAUGGCGUCUGGAACAUAGCCGAGUUCUGUUGGACGAAGUGCAGAGAGAGACGAGACGACGAAGGAAGUCAUUGGCAUCAAUGCAGCGAUCAAGGCGUCCCACCGAGGUUGAAAGCGAUGAUCUGACGUGGCACGAUGAAGAGGCCCUGGAGCCCGAGGGUCUUCAAGAGGGCUUUUUGGCAGGGAUUACGCGCAGAGUCGCCAAGGAUCUUUUAGGCAUUGACGAUGCAAUGCUGUCCAUCCUUCUGGGCGAGGAGCUCCCGGGGGAAGACGAAGAAGCACUGUCUUCGACCCCGCGGGCUUCGCAGCUGGGCAACCAGCCAAUAUUGACAGCAGCCGACGAGCCGUCAUGGCAAAUCCGCAUAUUGGAACGACUGUCAAAAGAGCUCGGUAUACUGGUCCACCAACUCUCGCCCCACCCUGGGGCUUUCGAGACAUAUUCCAAGAUGCAGCACAUGCCUGUUCCGUACGCGGGACUGCCGGCCAUUCCCGAGUCGGCGGGCACUGCGACCCCGAGGAACGAACCGGGCACACAGAGUCAAGCUCGCGUACCCGAGUUCCAACCCACAAUGCACAGCCAUAGCCAGCCUGUGGGGAUCCCUGACAAACAACAGACGCCACGCGAUGGCUGUGGGGAAGAGAGGGGUGUGACGGACGGUGACUUCACCAAGGAAGAGUGGGAGAAGAGCCUGGACGUGAAGCUGGUUCUCCGAUACCUGGUCACGCGCUUCACAUCUCGCUCCAGCACCUCCUCGUCUUGCAGCACACCGCAUCGUGAGCCGACCCCACAAGCUGACUCGGUCCAGGUUGCCCGCGUAAGGCAACAUCAUCCGCUCAUAGCGCGAAACCACCCUCCUGUGGAGAGACGUCACUACAAGGCCGCGUUGUCAGGAAGCCCAGCGACGCUGCGGCAUCACAGCAGCUGCGCCAGCCAGAGCACCAGACGCUCGACUCGAAGAAGCAGUUGCUCGUCCCGACACUACUGGGAUAUCGGCGGCUCUCUGGGGACGGGGUCAGUGAUUGCGUCAAACGGACCGAUGGGAAGCUGGGGCGAGGUGUAA